AUGGUGGUCUACUUCAAGGCGCGUCCGGACGCCGGCGACUACACCAUCUACAUGGGCGCCGACAAGAACGAGAACGAGGAGCUCAUCAAGUACGGCCUCCCCGAGGACGUCUGGUUCCAUGUGGACAAGGUAUCCUCGGCACACGUCUAUUUGAGGCUAAAGAAAGGCGAGACCAUAGAUACCAUCAGCGAGGGCUUAUUGGAGGACUGCGCACAGCUCGUAAAGGCUCAUUCCAUUCAAGGGAACAAGAUGAACAACGUUGAGGUGAUCUACACGCCCUGGUCUAAUCUCAAGAAGUCCCCAUCUAUGGAUGUCGGCCAAGUUGGCUUCCACAACCCACGGAUGGUUCAUGUGCUUACAGUCGAGAAGCGUGUCAACGAGAUCAUCAACAGGUUGAAUAAAACGCGGGUAGAACGCCGAGCAGACUUGAAAGCCGAGAAAGAGGCAUCAAAUGCAGCAGAAAAGGCCGAGAGGAAGAUGCAGCUGAAAGAGAAGAAGCGGAAGGAGGAGAUGGAAAGGCUGGAGAAGGAGAAGUGGGCGGAGAUACGGAGCUACAAGGGCCUCAUGGUGGCCGAGAAGAUGACGUCCAACCGCCAGAUCGCCUCGGCCGGCAAGUCCAUGCAGGAAAUGGAGGAUGAGUUCGUCUGA
Miscanthus lutarioriparius is the source of this 648-nucleotide messenger RNA. The record is from the annotation of a GenBank genome assembly. NCBI's taxonomy places the organism in Eukaryota, Viridiplantae, Streptophyta, Magnoliopsida, Poales, Poaceae.